UUUAUUCGUAGUCCAAGGCGAAGAUUUUUGAAAAUUUUAAUUUUAAAAAUUUCAAAAGAGUUGUUUUAACUCUUUCAAAGUGCUAUAAUAUAACAAUCGAGUGAAAAUUUCGUUUUAAUUUUAUCUUCUCUGUUCUCUCAAUUCUCAACAAGAAGAUCUCUGUUUCUCUGAUUCUCUGAGUAAUAAUUCGUCUGAAUUGUUUUUACAAAAUGUUUCUUUUUUCGCUCAGAUGUUUAUUUACUUCACGUUACUCUAAUCUACUGUAAUAAAGGUGCACAUUUUUCUCAAGUUGAAGCAAAUUUUGAGAAAUGUUGAUUGAUUUACGCCAUAGUAAUGUAAUUGAUGUGAUAGCUUACGCGUUGUUCGAGAACAACUUUUUAAAACCGUGGUAGUUUUUCUUCGCAUUGUUCGGUUGUGCUGCUGUAUUUCCAUUCAUUAUGGACGAUUGUGACCUAGUUCAACGCUUUCCAGAAAACGUCGAGAAAUGGAUAUACGUAAAAUCCGAUCGCAAAUACUCCAUCGAAGACGAUGAAAUAUUGGAUCUAGAUUCUAUGAGUUUGGGCAGCGAUGAAGAUACAUGGCUGUAUUCGAGCGACGAGAAAUCCCACAGUAAUAUCGACAUCGAAACUACUCCCGAUGAUGAGAAAGAUUCCGGUAACAUGUUUGCGAUGCCUUCCAAUUUCACCAACAUGAUGAAUUCGUCGAUAUCGCCAUUAUCUCCUCUGAUAGAUGUAAACAACAUGAGUGAUUCUCUCGUUCACUUACCCGAUGUUAGCCUGGGUGCUGUGAAUCAUUUCCUUAUCAGAACGCCCUUCGAAGAUAGAAAAUCAAAACCUUUAAUUAAAACUGCCUUAUGUAAUCAAUUCCACGCUAAUCAUAUCAACGUCGAAGCAAAAAGUGAACUCGAUUCGCUAUCGAUGAAACCAAAGACUGAGUCGAACGCAUUCCAAAAACCUGAUAAUACUUUUAGGCCAUCAUCCAACGAUACUGUUUUAAUUUCCAGAAAGAUGCGUUCGAAUAACGAACCCGCGGAUAAAAGUUAUGUUUUGCAUUCAGUCGAGAACAAGUUGUUCACCAUCACCGACGCCGAUACCAACGAAACGUUCAUUAAACCCGCUGCAAAUUGGGAACCUCGCAAUCAAAAAGUCAACGAAGACGAAUCCGUGCCAAAUGAGCUGAUCGAUAACCUAAAAUCGAAUUCAGCUCCCGUUAAAGCUGCCGAAUUUAGUAAUGCCAAAGAAUACGAGAAGAAAUCGUCUAACAAGUCCGCUAGAACGACUCCGGAAAACGAUGAAAACGAUCAUCGUUCGGCUGUAAAGAAAAGUGUGCCAAUUUGUCAAUCGACGCCUAUGCUGUUGAGUAGAUAUUUGAAGUACAAUAAAGGCAUCGAAGAAACUAAGAAUUUUUCCAAAUGGCGAACUUCGGCCGAAUUCCUUAAAGAAGAUAGCCCUGAAAUGCCGAGUGAUGGUGAUCAAAAUCCGAUGAAUAUUUCCUAUAUCAAAGAUACAUCUCCGAUUAUCGAUGAAGCUCCUCCUAAUGAGAAUGAAAAUACGUUUUCGAAAUUAGAAAAUUAUCUCAAUUCUACGUACAGUGUACAAGAAGAUGAUCAAACUAGUUCAGCGUCCGAGAGUAGCGUAUCUUCUUUCGGCACUAAACCUACUUACUCCAUACGCGAUGUACAAAAAAAUGCCGAAUUACAAGAGCGAAAUUUAAAACAACAAUUUCAAUCUAAUUAUGGCGCUGCGUCAUCCAAAAGCUCCGAAAUUUCGAGCAGUAACGAAUCUAUUUCAGCAUUUAGUCCUAUAUCCAGUUCGAACGAAGGCUGCAUUGACAGUAAAAUCAAAGUUUCGUCUCGUAACGUACAAAAAUCAUCUUUCAUUGGUCGAAGACCUCACACAGCUGAUAAUCAUAUAUUUGGUAGUAAUAUGAAACCGAUGGUUGCUCAAAAAGGAAAAUUUUUGAGUGAAAGAACAACGGAUCAUUCGCUACUGAAGACUACACUUGGCGCUCACAACGAUACAUUCAGAAGUAAAUUGGCUCUAGCUAGUGGAAGUGCUUCACCAAGAAGUCGUCAGCUGAACAAAUUCGAACAAAACACGAAAAAUGUGUCCAAUUCCGGUGCGUUCGCGACUGCAGAGACCACUUCUCAGUUGUCGUCUCGAAUUCGGGAACGAAAUUCUUUGGAUAGUUCGCCGAAUCUUCAAAAUACAACAUUCACUUCGAAAUUAUCGAUGAUGAGAGCUGCUAGAAAUGAUUCGCCUUCCAAAGAACGUAAAUCAAGCGACGAACUAACGAAACCGGCGGUGCCUCGUAGGAGUAUUUCUCCGGGUCCUGUUUCGCAUAUCCCUCGGCCAUCUUCCAGAAUUCCUAAAUUCCGAUCGAGUUCGAGUUGCACCCGUUAUAGUAAUUAUAAUUCGUCGAAGAAGUGAGAUCGUUUCGUUGGAUCAUCUGCAGUCGUUUGAAAUUUUCUUUUUCUUUCAUCGAACCGGAAACCGGUGAAUUUUUUUUUUUACAUAAACUUUCGAAAAGCUUCGCCUGUUAUUUACUUUCCCCCGGAAAAGUUGCAAUAUUCGAAUCAAUGUGUGUAUUCUGUAUACCAAUAUACGUGUUUUACGCAAUCAUCCGUUUCAAAGGUA
Planococcus citri (citrus mealybug) is the source of this 2636-nucleotide messenger RNA. RefSeq lists its product as uncharacterized. Bases 438 to 2429 code for a protein of 663 amino acids. The record is from RefSeq and is a predicted model, not a curated record. The transcript is spliced from 8 exons. NCBI's taxonomy places the organism in Eukaryota, Metazoa, Arthropoda, Insecta, Hemiptera, Pseudococcidae.